AUGAAAGAUUUAGACAAAAACGAUCAGCACUAUUUCGACUCGUAUGAUCACUUUAGCAUCCAUGAAGAGAUGUUAAAAGACCGUGUUCGCACUCUAGCGUAUCGUGAUGCUAUCAUGCGCAACCGUGAUCUAUUCAAAGACAAGGUUGUUCUUGAUGUUGGCUGCGGGUCAGGCAUUUUGUCGAUGUUUGCAGCUCGCGCGGGCGCCAAAAAGGUUAUUGGUGUCGACAGAAGUCAAAUCAUUCACAUGGCUCGUAAGAUUGUCGAAGUCAAUGGCCUAUCUGACACUAUUACUUUGAUUCAGGGCCAAAUGGAGGAGGUCAAGCUGCCGGUUCCUAAGGUUGAUAUUAUCAUUUCCGAGUGGAUGGGCUACUUUUUGCUUUUCGAAUCCAUGUUGGAUACUGUCCUAUAUGCCCGUGACCACUAUCUUGUUGAAGGUGGCUUGAUUCUGCCAGACCGCACUACUUUACUCAUGGCUGCCAUCGAAGAUGCCGAGUACAAGGAUGAGAAAGUUGGCUACUGGGAUGACGUUUACGGCUUUGACUAUACUCCAUUCAAGGACAUUGUGACUGAGGAGCCCAUUGUUGACAUUGUUGAGUCUAAAGCCGUUAUUUCAAACUCGGUUGAGAUCGGCUCUAUUGAUCUGUAUACUGUCAAGAAAGAGGACCUGGCUUACCGACACCGCUUCGACCUGACUUUUGAUCGUAGCGAUACCUGCCAUGCCCUAGUUUCUUGGUUCGAUAUCGAUUUCGCCCAGAGACUUCCCAACCCCGUGUCCUUCUCCACGGGUCCUUUCGACAAACCCACCCACUGGAAACAGACUGUCGUAUAUACACCCACUGAAUUGCAGGUGAAUGCAGGUGACCGUUUAGUAGGUGAGAUUCAUAUUGCGCCGAACUCGAGAAACCCGCGCAAUAUCGAUAUUGGCUUGGCAUAUACUUUUACUCCUCAGAACCGUGGCCCUGAUGCUAUGGAGCUUACAAACUACGUGAUGCGCUAA
This is a messenger RNA of Wickerhamiella sorbophila, 999 nucleotides long. RefSeq names its product Protein arginine N-methyltransferase 1. The transcript has a single exon. Lineage: Eukaryota; Fungi; Ascomycota; Dipodascomycetes; Dipodascales; Trichomonascaceae. The record is from RefSeq and is a predicted model, not a curated record. Gene Ontology annotation, cellular component: nucleus. Bases 1 to 999 code for a protein of 332 amino acids. Gene Ontology annotation, biological process: peptidyl-arginine methylation. Gene Ontology annotation, molecular function: protein-arginine N-methyltransferase activity.